Solanum pennellii is the source of this 1606-nucleotide messenger RNA. RefSeq names its product ferredoxin--NADP reductase, leaf-type isozyme, chloroplastic. Gene Ontology annotation, molecular function: oxidoreductase activity. The coding region runs from base 252 to 1340 and encodes 362 amino acids. NCBI's taxonomy places the organism in Eukaryota, Viridiplantae, Streptophyta, Magnoliopsida, Solanales, Solanaceae. The record is from RefSeq and is a predicted model, not a curated record. The transcript has 9 exons.
GUUUGGAAUCCAUAAAUAUCAAGAAGAUUGUUGUUGGCCACAAAUUAGUUAGAAACUGAGUGCCAAAAGAGCAAAGGGUAAGGGCUGUAGAAUCAUACACUUCCCUUAUCCUCACAUCCAAUCUCCUCCACCCAAUUCAUAAUCCACUACCCAAUCUCUACUAAAAACAUCCCAAUUCCCAUUUCUCCUUAUUUUUCCUCUUCACCAUUCCCCCCCUCUUAAUUCUCUUUACUCAUAAUUCAUAAAAAAACAUGGCUACUGCAGUAAGUGCUGCAGUUUCUCUUCCUUCAUCCAAGUCCACCUCCUUUUCCUCUAGAAACUCCAUCAUCUCUACUGACAAAAUCAGCUUCAACAAGGUGCCCUUGUACUACAGAAAUGUGUCUGGUGGUAGUAGAUUAGUUUCUAUCAGAGCCCAAGUGACCACUGAGGCUCCUGCUAAAGUUGAGAAGAUUUCAAAGAAACAGGAGGAAGGUGUAAUUGUCAAUAAAUUCAGGCCAAAGGAACCUUAUGUUGGUAGAUGUCUACUAAACACUAAGAUCACUGGUGAUGAUGCACCUGGUGAAACUUGGCAUAUGGUUUUCAGCACUGAGGGAGAGGUCCCAUAUAGAGAAGGACAAUCCAUUGGUGUAAUUGCUGAUGGUGUUGAUGCCAAUGGGAAGCCUCACAAGCUUAGAUUGUACUCAAUUGCUAGCAGUGCCCUUGGUGACUUCGGUGACUCCAAAACUGUUUCUCUGUGUGUCAAGAGGCUUGUGUACACCAAUGACAAAGGGGAAGAAGUUAAAGGAGUUUGCUCAAACUUCUUAUGUGACUUGAAGCCUGGAGCAGAGGUCAAGAUUACUGGACCUGUAGGCAAAGAAAUGCUCAUGCCUAAAGAUCCAAAUGCCACCGUUAUAAUGCUUGCCACUGGAACUGGAAUUGCUCCUUUCCGUUCAUUCCUGUGGAAAAUGUUCUUUGAGAAACACGAGGAUUACAAGUUCAACGGUACAGCAUGGCUUUUCUUGGGUGUUCCCACCAGCAGCUCACUACUUUACAAGGAGGAAUUCGAGAAAAUGAAGGAGAAGGCCCCAGAAAACUUCAGAUUGGACUUUGCUGUGAGCAGAGAACAAACGAACGAAAAGGGUGAAAAGAUGUACAUUCAAACCAGAAUGGCUCAAUAUGCUGAAGAACUAUGGACUUUGCUCCAAAAAGACAACACCUUCAUCUACAUGUGUGGACUCAAGGGCAUGGAGCAGGGAAUUGAUGAAAUCAUGUCUUCACUUGCAGAAAGAGAUGGUAUUGUCUGGGCGGACUACAAGAAGCAAUUGAAGAAGGCAGAGCAAUGGAAUGUUGAAGUUUACUAAAUAUUUUUACUUUUCUUUGUACAAAUAUGAGCCAACACUAUGCUUCUCUCCCCCUGCAUCCAUGUAGAUAGGUAAAUUUUUCCGUUGAAAUUUUAAUUUCAUUUUUUGGGACUUCCCUUUUUAAAUCUUUCAUCUGUAUCUUUUAAUGAAUCAGUGUAUUGGCAUUUGUCCCUCUAAAAAGUUGAAUUUUGAGGGCAUGGAUCAAUAACAUAUAGCUGAAUCAACCAAAAAUCACAAUAUUUUUUUUCCAAUUUUCUUAACUACAA